Molecule: messenger RNA, 750 nt
Organism: Cyprinodon variegatus (sheepshead minnow)
Lineage: Eukaryota; Metazoa; Chordata; Actinopteri; Cyprinodontiformes; Cyprinodontidae
Gene: hoxd12a
Product: homeobox D12
Exons: 2
Coding region: 1-750 (249 amino acids)
Biological process (GO): regulation of DNA-templated transcription
Molecular function (GO): sequence-specific double-stranded DNA binding; DNA-binding transcription factor activity, RNA polymerase II-specific
Source: RefSeq, a predicted model, not a curated record
AUGGAAAUGUGUGAACGGAAUCCCUUAAAUCCAGGCUAUGUUGGUUCCCUGCUGAAUUUCGCGACCCCAGAAUCGCUUUACUUCUCCAAUCUCCGCGGCAAUGGGGCCCACAUACCGGCGCUGCAUCAGCUCUCUGCGUACGGCAGGAGAGAGGUGUGCGCGCACCCAUGGUCUCCAUCAAGUUCGUGUGCCGCGGCUCCUCCGACUCAGAGCCGCUCCUUUGGAGGCUUCUGCCCGCCGUUUACCAGCUCCACCGGCGGCCUCACCAAGGCGCAUCCGGAGGAGCGUGACGAGACUCAGUGCUUUCAAAAGACUGAUGAGGCUGGUAGACUAGAGGAAGCUGUAUACGCGUCGGAACACCGGAUCCGUGGGUUCUCAGAGUUGCAAACAAGGUCAAACUGCUCUGAGGCUCAGCUUAAUCCGGAAUCAUCAGCUCCUGUGAGCGACACCAAACAGGAGCAUAAACCCACUGAGGCAACAUCAAAUGAUCCAUGCUGCAGGACCACAUUUGGCCAAGGUGCUCCAUGGUGCCCCUCACACAUUAAAGCGCGUAAGAAGAGGAAGCCUUACACCAAACCCCAACUCACUGAACUUGAGAAUGAAUUUCUGCUCAACGAGUUCAUCAAUCGCCAGAGGCGAAAGGAACUGUCAGACAGACUUUCCCUGAGUGACCAGCAGGUGAAAAUCUGGUUCCAGAACCGCAGGAUGAAGAAGAAGCGCCUGAUGAUGCGGGAACACGCUUUCUACUGA